AUGUCAAUUCGUUAAGAGUAAUAUUGUCAAAUUUUAUCAUAGGUCAGAUCUUAGUUGUGAAUUGCUGAGGUCCACAUUAUAGGAUAUUAAUGUUAGACUAAAUAAUUUAUAAUCAUGUGUUCCUAAUCUUCAAAAUAGAAGAGAUAAAAUAUAGAAAGAAGAAACAAUUCCUAGAUUAAAUUUACAUAAAAUAAAUACAGUGUACAAAGAAAAUUAAUUACCAUUAAAAAAAGUGACAGCAACAUUUGGAGAUAAAAUAAUUGAUUAGGUUGAAAAAAUAGAUGAAAAAAAUUUAUAAGAAAUAUAAAAGAAACCUUAAAUAAAAAUGAUGGUUUAGCAAACUCCAUAAAAAAUAAGAAGCCAUUCAAUAAAUGGCUCAUAAAAAAUAUUAUAGAAUUAAAAUAAUCAUUCAAUUUAAUUUAAAGUAUCCAAUGUAUCAAGAUUAUAAAAUUCUAAUGAUUUUUAAUACUAUUAAUCGUUGCAUCAAUCUCAUGAGAAACCUUCGAAAUCCUCAUUUAUUGGUAGUUAAUACAGUUAAAUAGCAUAAAAAGAUGACAGUGUUGAAUAUGUUCAACCAACUCUUAUGCUAAAACCAAUAUUAUUUUUAUAAUAGUAAUAAAAUAUGCAGACUAGAAAUAAUUCAUUAAUAUCUACGCCUGUUAAGCAGGUAGCAAAUGUUUCAUAAGGACAAACUCCAUUAAGAAGGGGAAAUUCAUCUACAAAUUAGAAAUUGAUAUAAACAAAUUUUACUUAGAAUCAAUCUUAUUAAUGUUUUUAAGUUUAACAAUAGAAAUAAUAAUUAUAAAAUUAAGAUUUAAUUAAGUAAAUAAUAAAAAAUAUAUUAGAAUAUUAUAAACUCAUUCAAAUUAAUAUGGAUAAUCUUAAAUUUAAUAUCAUUCAGAUUAAAAUCCUAUGAAUUAAUUUUAGAAUUCUUAAAACACAUUUUAAUUUAAAGUAUCCCAUCAUAGAAAUGCGUCAAAUAACAUAAGAACGCCAAUAGGAUAAACACUAUAUGAAAAUUCAAUGGUUAGAUUAUGA
Paramecium sonneborni is the source of this 1038-nucleotide messenger RNA. Lineage: Eukaryota; Ciliophora; Oligohymenophorea; Peniculida; Parameciidae. The record is from the annotation of a GenBank genome assembly.